Aspergillus pseudotamarii is the source of this 1198-nucleotide messenger RNA. Its product is annotated as NmrA-like family protein. The transcript has a single exon. The record is from RefSeq and is a predicted model, not a curated record. The coding region runs from base 242 to 1198 and encodes 318 amino acids. Lineage: Eukaryota; Fungi; Ascomycota; Eurotiomycetes; Eurotiales; Aspergillaceae.
CAUUAAAUCCACUCUGGGUAUAAUGGAACAAGGUGGGAUGGCCGCUGUGACGCAGCUCCACACUGCCGUCGGAGCCUCCCACCAAACUAAAAAUGCUUACUGAUGGUCCUUGACCAUUUUUAAUCAGACUCUUAGCUAGUAUCGCUGGCCUUGCAGCUAUAUAGAGCUCCGAGACGCACCUCGUAGGACAUUAUCAUUACACCCAUUCAACCUAAUUGCUCCCAACCAUACUCUACGAAUCAUGGCUCCAACUUUCCUUGUUGUCGGUGCAACAGGCAACACCGGCCAGGCCGUGACCCAAACCCUCCCAGCCAUUCUUAAAGCAAACGAGACCUUCUCCAACCACCGAGUGCUUGCCUUGACUAGGUCUCUUUCCAGCUCCGCGGCCCAAAAUCUUGCGGAAAUUCCCGGCGUUGAGGUUGUUGAAUAUAACUGGACCGAUAUCACCGCCGACUGGCUCCGCGAACAGCAUGUUGUGCGCGCCUUUAUUGCUUCCCACAACGCACCUAACCAAUUCGCUGAAGAGUCGGCCUUCCAUGUUGCCGCCCUAAAAGCCGGUGUCGAGUAUAUUGUGCGCAUUUCCACCACGGCGCCCAAUGUCCGUCCCGAUUGCGAGGCCUACUAUCCGCGCCAGCACUGGGCUAUCGAAGCUCUGCUUGGUUCAGCAGAGUUCAGUGCUUUAGGAUGGACCUCGCUCCAGCCAAACGCAUUUUUGAACUUUUAUCUUGCCGUCGCCGCCGAGUAUAUCAAGCAAUAUAGACAGACUGGCGAGCCGGGCACGCUCAGGUUAAUGGCGUCUAAAGAUGCGCCUGUUGCUCCCAUUCACCCAGAUGAAAUCGGCAUUUUUGCGGCUCACCUUCUGGCCCAGCGUGAUCCGAGUGCGCACAACCGGGCCAAGUAUAUCGUGAAUGGACCGACGGAUAUCACUGGCGAGCAGCUAGUGGGCUUGGUAGAGCAGCAUAUUGGCACGAAGGUGAAGGAUGUGAACUAUCAGGACUUGAGCUUCUUGGAUGCAAUUCUGGACAGUGACUUUGGAGGUCCGGGACAAUCGAAGACUGUCAUUGGGUCUAUCAGGUAUGCAGUUAGGACUAUGUGGGAGGGGAGAUGUAAUGCUUCAACGACUAGUAAGGAGGUUUUGAAGAUUGCUGCGCCAAAGCGGACGCCUGCGGAGGUGCUAAGGAGCCUGCUGGAGGAGUAA